AUGAACGGAAAGCGCAAGGCAUUCAGCGGUGAUUCCCGGCCUCCGAAGAAGCAGAAGCCCGAUGCGGCGCGAAAGGAGGAGAAGAAGGCGGCGCUUUUGUUCACUGCAAGACCARAUUGGCAUGCAGAACCUCUGCCCGCGCUCGCUGGUAAAGACGAUGGACGGAAUUUGAGCAUGCCGCCGCCGCGGGUGGUUGAAGAACUGUUACAAUAUGCGAUGGAGCUGCUGGAGGCGGAAAAUGCGACAUAUGGCGCUUCACACAUGACGGGCUCAUCCUCGCAUAAGUUCUUGUCGACCAUUAUGUCGUCUGGAACACUGGAGGACAAGGUCUCGGCGUUGACGCUGCUGGUACAAGAGUCGCCACUGCAUACGAUGAAGGCGUUUGAUAACUUGCUUGGGUUGUCACGGAAGAAGAGUCGAAACCAAGCAUUAAUGGCCGUGGCCGCGCUCAAGGAUUUGCUGGGACAGGGUGUUGUGCUGCCGGGGGAUCGGAAACUGCGAGCAUUCGGGAGACAGCCCGGUCUGAUAAGUGCUAUGCAAGGAAAGGCCGCGAGCUGGUCGUAUGGUGAGCCACUUCCCGGUGGAUUGGAGAAGAUCCACAUAUUAGUCUGGGCUUUCGAGGACUGGCUAAAGAAGAAGUACUUUGAGCUGCUGGGAGUUCUGGAGACAUGGUGCAACGACGAGAUUGAAUACUCGCGUAGUCGUGCCAUCACCUACGUGUGGGAGCUGCUGAAGGACAAGCCGGAGCAAGAAGAGAAUCUGCUACGCCUACUGGUCAACAAGUUGGGAGACACCGAUCGCAAGAUUGCCUCCCGCGCAUCAUACCUGCUGCUACAGCUAGAGGUUACGCAUCCCGCCAUGAAGCUGAUUAUUACCAACAGCGUUGAAGCAGACAGUCUCUUUCGCCCGGGUCAGAGCGACCACGCCAAGUACUAUGCCAUCAUCACCCUCAACCAGACGAUCCUCAGCCAAAAGGAGCAGGAACUGGCCAAUCGACUUCUGGAAAUCUACUUUGCCCUUUUCGUCCAACUUUUGAAGCCAAAGGAGGCCCCCGAGGCCCCGKUCAAGAUGAAUACCAAAGGUAAACCUCAGGGUGGUGGCGGUAAAGCUGGUAAAAUGGCAGCAAAGAAGCGCAAGGCAGAGGAGCGGAGUGACGAAUCUGUUGUUCAACUUCAUGAGAAGAUGGUUGCUCAGGUACUAGCGGGUGUCAACCGUGCAUUCCCAUUCGCGGACACCAACAGUGCUGCUUUCGACAAGCAGAUGGACAUGAUUUUCCGGGUCGCCCAUUCUGCCAACUUCAACACCAGCGUCCAAGCCCUCAUGCUCAUUCAACAGAUCUCUUCAACCAAGCACUACGGCGCGGAAAGGUUUUACAAGACACUAUACGAGUCACUAUGGGAUCCUCGACUCUUUACAUCUAGCAAGCAAGUCAUGUACCUCAAUCUUCUGUACAAGAGCUUGAAGGCGGAUCUCAACGCGAGAAGAGUGCAAGCAUUUGUUAAGCGGUUACUCCAAGUCAUCACCAUGCACGAGCCGCCGUUUGUCUGUGGCGUGCUGUACCUGAUCAGCGAGCUGGAAGCCACCUUCCCGAGUAUCCGGAACAUGUUGACUGAGCCGGAGGUAGAUGACGAAGACGAAGAAGAGCAUUUUGUGGACGUGCCGGAGGAUGGUACGUCUGCUCCUCAAAUUCAGACAUCAUCUUCAGAAAGGAAGUCGCUCUACGAUCCGCGCAAGCGCGACCCAGAGCAUUCGGGUGCAGAGCGGACGUGUCUAUGGGAAAUUCUCCCUCUCGUCCGUCACUUCCACCCAUCUGUCUCCCYCUUCGCUGAGGCGGUCUACGGCAGCAAGGAGAUGCCUCCUAAACCAGAUCCAACACAGCACAACCUCAUGCACUUUCUCGAUCGAUUCGUCUACCGCAAGCCACGCUCCAAGGAGGCUGUCACUCAUGGUAGCUCCAUCAUGCAGCCACUUGCAGGGACUGCUGGCGCGGACAUGCUCAUCAGGCCUGGCGACUCAGGGAUCAAGACUGYGCCACUCAAUACGGAGGCCUUCUGGACGAAGAAGGUCGAAGACGUUGCUGCGGAUGAGGUCUUCUUCCACAGCUAUUUCAAUGCAUCAACUAACAAGAAACGGACGUCUGACAAGCCUGAGAAGAAGCAACGCGGUGAUGAUGAGGAUAGUGAGGACGAGCAAGAGGAUGAGAUCUGGCAGGCGAUCGCCAAUUCCCGGCCUGACGUUGAAGGACCGGACUCGGAUGACGAUCUCAGCAUGGCCGAUCUGGAGAGCGCAUACGAUGACAGUGAGGAAGAGGCCGAUGGCAGUGCCGAUGACGAGUCAGAGGCUGGCAUUGAUCUCGGAGGGGGUGAUGAUGAGGAGGAGGAUGUGGGAGCACAGUUUGAAGACAUGGAUGGAAGUGACAUGGAUGAGCUUCCUGAGCUGGACAGUGACGAUGAAGAUGCCAUGUUCGGAGACGACGACGAAGUCGCUGUACCAUUGGCAGACGAUAAGGAGGACGGACCAGAAGAGGUCGAUAAAACGGCACGGAACAAGAAGCAGCGCAAUGAGAGAAAGAAACUCAAGCAGCUGCCGGUAUUCGCUUCUGCGGACGAUUACGCGAAAUUGCUGGCGGGAGACGACGACGAAGACUAUUAG
Ramularia collo-cygni is the source of this 2652-nucleotide messenger RNA. RefSeq names its product related to CCAAT/enhancer-binding protein zeta. The coding region runs from base 1 to 2652 and encodes 883 amino acids. Gene Ontology annotation, cellular component: nucleus. The transcript has a single exon. The record is from RefSeq and is a predicted model, not a curated record. NCBI's taxonomy places the organism in Eukaryota, Fungi, Ascomycota, Dothideomycetes, Mycosphaerellales, Mycosphaerellaceae.